Messenger RNA from Chaetomium globosum CBS 148.51, 276 nucleotides. RefSeq lists its product as uncharacterized. The transcript is spliced from 2 exons. The coding region runs from base 1 to 276 and encodes 91 amino acids. NCBI's taxonomy places the organism in Eukaryota, Fungi, Ascomycota, Sordariomycetes, Sordariales, Chaetomiaceae. The record is from RefSeq and is a predicted model, not a curated record.
AUGCAUGCGCACACCAGCAAGCCUGACCAGUCGCCCCGCGGAUUGUCAGAUCAGCACGCCCAGUGGCUGAAGCCACCUUCGCUCGGCCAGCCUCUCAUGCCUCGCAAGCUCCAAGUCACACUUCUUUUGGCCCGAAGCGUGACAGCCAGGCCAUGCAGCCAGCCAGCCCGCGCCAGCCAGCCCGCGCCAGCCAGACGUACCCUAUGGGGGGACAAGGAACGGCAGGCCGACUGUCAUUCCGGCGUCUAUCCCCUCCAAGCCCAUCGACACCCGUGA